UGUCUUCCCGCUUGAGUAGGUAGGAGAAGAGGAUAAAAGCCAGAGUCGACACUUGGCUGUCACACUGCUUUCUAACCGUAGACGUGUCCAUAGCUGAAAGAUCACAAUGAAGAUCAUACUCGUGUGUCUUGCCCUGGUCGGCGCCACCUACGCUCAGCAUUUAUCGCGGGAUGAAGUCGAGAGAAGAUGCUUGGUUGACAAACCAGACGUGUCACAAGGUGUCGCCUACGUCGCAGAUCUCGAUUGCGCAUUUUUCUGGCAGUGCGACUUCGCCUACAACCUACUGAAAAAUGUCACCCUCAAAGUAUGCCCAAUCGGAACCUUGUGGGCCUCCCGCGCCAGCGCAGAAACCCCGCCAGCAGUGGGCCAGGAGCGAGUGGUGUGCAUCAGCUGUGAGAUGCAGAACGACCCUACCUGUCAGGCCCAGCACCCCGAAGGAUCGGCACAGUGCCCACUGCCUCCACCACCUGUAAGUACCACAACGGAAGCACCACCAGCUCUUGGAGACAAGAGAUGUAUACUCAUGCCCCAGAAAGCGGCGUACCAAGAAAUCGUAGGGGAAGUAAGCAAGGUUUGGUACCUGAACAGAAACGAAACGGUUAGCUGUGGACAUCUUCUUUUCAAUUUUGAAAAAUGUCACUGCGACGCGGCACCUGAGUUCCCUAUGUAUUGGUCUUUUGAGAAGAACUUGAACUCCUACGCCAACAGGGCUUUUGCCGCCAACGAACCAGUGGGCUCCGUUGGUUUGCAUGGGGAUGGCUGUGUGGAAUUCAACGGAACAGGCGGUCUACAAAUCCCAUACUUCAAGAACGGACGUAACAGGGAAAAUUGGGUAGUUGGUGUUGUCUUCAACAGAGAUGUGAGCCAAGACUCUGUCAUUCUCUACAAGACCCCUUCUAUUUUCAUAAACGGUGAUGUGAUCUCUGCCUCUGCAUCGGUCAUGGAUUACUUCGGCAACAAGACCACCCUGGAAGUCUCAGUCACCGCACCUGGGGUAGGAUUCCUGGCCGUGGUUCUGAGGUUUGACGGCACCACUCUUACCCUGAGCGUAUAUGAUGAAAGCGGAAACUUAUACCAGGACUCUGUUAAUGCCCCAGGAGAAGCCGCCAUUCCAUGGGCUAUCUUUUACCCCCCACAGGAGCCUCUAUUCGUCGGUCACGUACCCGCCGAUGCUAACCCACCACCAGGUCUUCCAGGAAGCUAUUCUGGCAAAAUCUGUAUGGUGAGUAGCCUAUUUUACAUUAUAGAUAAACUUGUGGACCCAGAUUUUUUGCCCACUUUUGCAGGGGGAGGGGGCAUAUAUCAAAAGCAUAACAGGCAAUUGUUUAUUAUAAAAUAGCGGACGAAUUUUUGU
Molecule: messenger RNA, 1354 nt
Organism: Lingula anatina
Lineage: Eukaryota; Metazoa; Brachiopoda; Lingulata; Lingulida; Lingulidae
Source: RefSeq, a predicted model, not a curated record